Messenger RNA from Nylanderia fulva, 3258 nucleotides. The record is from RefSeq and is a predicted model, not a curated record. NCBI's taxonomy places the organism in Eukaryota, Metazoa, Arthropoda, Insecta, Hymenoptera, Formicidae.
AUGGCACAGGCUACCAUACCCGGGUCUCUUGCAAUCGAAGCAUUUGACUCGGCGAAUACGACGUGGAAAAGAUGGCUGCAACGCCUUCAAGGAGCCUUUAUGAUUUUCGGAAUCAAGGACCAGGCUAGGGUCCCGUAUUUGCUGCAUUACGUGGGGCCCACGGCAUUUGACAUGCUAAGUGAUCGACUUGAUCCGGUCGAUCCUUUCACUGGUCGAUACGACGACUUAGUGAGAUGUCUACAAGAAUAUUACGCGCCGGCGCCGCUGGAAAUCGCAGAGAAUUUUACUUUCCACCAGCGGAAACAGCAAGAGGAUGAGUCUGUACAACAAUACGUUGCCGCAUUACGGAAACUUAGCAUACAUUGUAAGUUCGGCAACUACCUUAACACUGCACUACGGAAUCAACUGGUUUUUGGACUGCGCAAUAAAAAGGCUCAGAGUCGGCUGCUAGAAAAGACGGACCUGGACUUCGAUGAGGCUGUCAGGACUGCGGUUACAAUGGAACUCUCCGACAAGAGCUCAGCGCAGAUGAAGGAAACGAGUGCGGAGGCGGCCGGCGUGGCGUAUCUCAAGGCAGGGAAGAAACCUCCAAGAAAAAUGCAGGUGAUAAACGGCCGAAGCAGGAGGUCACGAGAUUCGAAAAUUCGAGACAGGUGCGGUAAAGGUCAUUUGGCAAAUAAAUGUAAUAUAGACAGGAGCGUACGUUGUCAUAGCUGUGGGAAACUGGGGCACUUACGUGUGGUCUGCUUCAAGAAUACGUCCUCCACUAACAAUUUAGAGGAAAUGCUCAGUUUGGAGCAUGCGAACUAUCGCGACAAAUUUCUGUUGUCAAUGGAGAUUGAAGGAAAAAAAGUCGAGUUCGAGUUAGACAGUGGAGCGGCGGUUACAGUAAUGAGCGGAGUCAGAAAGCCAUUAUUAGGACGCGAAUGGAUUAGGCAAUUUAAUGGGCACGUUUUUCUAGCCUGUAAUGCUCAAGUAAAUACAGUAACAGUAGACGCAAAAAGUAAGCUACAAGCAAUAUUAGAGAAGUAUCGAAAUAUUCGCUCUUCAGAAUUUGCUUCAAUUAAGGACAUACAAGUACACUUAAAGCUAAAAAAAGACGCGUCCCCGAUUUUCGUGCGAGCUCGACCAGUUCCCUUUAAAUUACAAAUGUUGGUUGAAAAAGAGCUAGACACAUUAGAACAAGCGGGUAUUAUUGAGAAAGUAGAGUCAUCUAAGUGGGCUACGCCCAUCGUGCCAAUUUUGAAAAAGGAUGGAAAAAUUCGUAUUUGCGGUGACUACAAAGCUACGCUAAAUCGGCAUUUAAUAGUUGAUGAGUACCCUUUUCCUGCAGUAGACGAGCUAUUUAUGAAACUUGCCAAUGGAAAAAAAUUUUCAAAAAUCGACUUGAAACAAGCGUACUUACAACUAGAAAUAGCACCCGAGGAUCGCGAGUUGCUAACGAUCAGUACAAGUAAGGGACUUUACAAAGUAAAUCGUAUGAUGUACGGAAUUGCGCCCGGUCCGACAAUAUGGCAACGCAAAAUAGAAAACAUUUUACAAGGAAUACCGGGCGUGGCAAUUUUCUUCGAUGAUAUUGUAAUUACGGGCAGUACAGAUACGGAGCAUUUAACACGACUUGAGGAAGUAUUAAGUAGAUUACACAAGUUCAAUGUUCGAAUAAAUUUAGAGAAAUCGAAAUUCUUUUUAGAUAAAGUUGAUUAUUGCGGUUACGUAGUCGAUAGGGUAGGUGUUCAUAAGGAUAAUCGAAAAAUCGAAGCAAUACAGAAUAUGCCACGACCUAAAGAUGUAUCAGAAAUACGGGCUUUUACAGGCAUGAUAAAUUAUUACGGUAGAUUUAUACAAAAUUUAAGUUCUAUUUUACAUCCUUUAAAUAAAUUAUUGCAAAAAGAGGUACGUUUUGUAUGGUCUAAAGAAUGCGAAACGGCAUUCAACAAGGCUAAAGCGGCGUUUACAAGUAAACAAAUGCUGGUUCAUUUUAACCCGAAAUUACCGUUGGUUUUAGCAACCGACGCGAGCUCGUACGGAGUCGGAGCCGUGUUGUCACACCGAUAUCCUGAUGGAUCUGAGAAGGUUAUUCAAUUCGCGUCACAAACAUUUUCAAAAGUACAAUCAAAAUACUCCCAAAUCGACAAGGAGGCAUUUGCAAUUAUUUUUGGUGUUAAAAAGUUUGUUCAAUUUCUAUACGGAAACAAGUUCACGUUAAUAACAGACCAUAGACCGCUUGUACAAAUUUUCUCGCCUUCUCAGAGUCUGCCUAUAUAUUCAGCGAUGCGUAUGCAACACUAUGCUAUUUUUCUACAAGGAUAUAAUUACGAAAUUGAGUACCGAAAAUCUGAGAGGCAUGCGAAUGCGGAUUGCUUAUCCAGACUUCCCGUGGACGCGCCACAAACGGUAGCGGAUACGGUAGAUGCGUAUCAAUUGGAAGUAAUCGAAACCUUACCUGUAACGGCGAGUAGAAUAGAGAUAGAAACACGAAAGGAUAAAACAAUAAGAGAAUUACUAGAAGCAUUACAGACCGGGAAAGUAAAACACAAAUCAAAGCGUUUUAAUAUCGAGCAAAACGAGUUUAGUUUACAAAACAAUGUAAUUAUGCGUAGAUCGCGUGUCUACAUUCCAAAAACGUUACAAGCUGAAGUAUUAAAAGAAUUGCAUUUAGGACACUUUGGAGUAGUAAAAAUGAAAGGGUUGGCUCGUAGCCAUUGUUGGUGGCCAGCCAUUGAUAAAGACAUAGAAAAUUUGGUGGAAGUACAUUUAUGGGAAGCGCCAUCAGCGCCAAUGCAACGCGUACAUGUUGAUUUUGCGGGGCCAUUUUUAGGAAAAAUGUUCUUGCUCAUGGUCGACGCUUUUUCAAAAUGGCCCGAGGUACAUAUAGUCCAAGACAUUACUGCAAAAACGACAAUUGCAAAGUGUCGAGGAAUGUUUGCAGCAUACGGAUUACCAAAAGUAAUAGUAACCGAUAACGGUAGAACUUUUGUUUCUUCGGAAUUUCAAAGAUUUUUACAAAUCAAUGGAAUUGAACAUAAACGUACUUCACCCUUUAAUCCUGCAACAAACGGUCAGUCUCGGGAACCGGUACGCUCGAACAGUCCUGUAACGCUAGACACGGAGAAUCCUCCGGAGGUGCUAGAAAAUGUUGCGCCAGUUUCCUCACAGACCAACCAAGAUGUUAAUAGGGAAACUAUAUUAGAAACUCAGCGUCGCUCUGCUAGAACUAAGAGACGCCCAGACUUCUUUUCCGAGCGUACAGAGAAGUAG